CAUAUACAAUAAUGAUACCCCCGCUUCAAACGUAAAAUGCUGUCUUUGUCGUAAACUAGGGUCAAGACAUCUAGCUAAACAAAACAACAGAGCAAACUGCGCGGAUUCAAAUUCUAAAUAGAUUUACUGGGGCGUCAACGUGUUCUAAGGCAAUGGCAGCGUCGUCUUCGUCCUCCUCUGCGGGAGGCGUGAGCGGCAGCUCGGUGACUGGCUCUGGGUUCAGUGCUUCAGAGCUCAUCCCUCCAAGAAAAGUCCUGUACACAUAUCCUAAAGGCGCAGGUGAAAUGAUGGAAGAUGGCUCUGACAGGUUUUUAUGCGAGUCUGUAUUCAGCUACCAAGUUGCCUCCACACUUAAACAGGUUAAACAUGAUCAACAAGUGUCUCGAAUGGAGAAACUUGCGAGCUUGGUGGAGGAGCUGGAAGCAGAUGAGUGGCGCUAUAAACCAAUUGAGCAGCUAUUGGGAUUCACACCAUCUUAGAUUUAAAAAAAAAUAAAUAAAUAAAAGACCCAGAUGCCUUUUGGAUAAUAAAUCAGCCAAGUAGAAGAAAAGGUUUAUUUCACUUCAUACAUUGUAUUCCUUCUUUAUGGUUUUAUUCUAUUUCAUAUGUGUAAAAUAUUAUCUGGAGAUACUGAAUGUGAGUUGUAUUAUUUUAUCACUUUGACUAAUGUCUCAUACAUGAUUUUCUUUUUUUAAAACAACCUGUUAUAUUUUACCCAGUAUAUUAUUAUAAACCAGUGUCAACAGUAUAUAGUAUAGUUAUAUACUAUCAAGUAAACAAUUCAAAAUGUUGUAAUAGACUAAUAGAUUUUUUUUUUUUUUUUUAAACUGGUUCAGGGUAAUAAAGGUGUUUUACCAGUCCAAUCUGCUCUUCUCCUCCAGUGUUAAAAGAAAUAAUAUCUUUAGUAUAAUAAAUCUUUAUAGUAAUGAAUACCUUGAAAUGAGGCAUUCUGUUUCCACAUGGCUGCACUGUAACUCAUAAAUCUGAAAAGUGCUGCCUGUUCAUCGCUGCUUGCUCCAACAGCACUUGGAGCAAAACAAAGAGAGCUUGUAAAUAAAGUCAUACUUGGACAUUC
Perca fluviatilis (European perch) is the source of this 1075-nucleotide messenger RNA. RefSeq names its product anaphase promoting complex subunit 16 (gene anapc16). Gene Ontology annotation, biological process: protein ubiquitination. The coding region runs from base 153 to 479 and encodes 108 amino acids. The transcript has 4 exons. The record is from RefSeq and is a predicted model, not a curated record. Gene Ontology annotation, cellular component: anaphase-promoting complex; kinetochore; cytosol. Lineage: Eukaryota; Metazoa; Chordata; Actinopteri; Perciformes; Percidae.